Molecule: messenger RNA, 1368 nt
Organism: Stylophora pistillata
Lineage: Eukaryota; Metazoa; Cnidaria; Anthozoa; Scleractinia; Pocilloporidae
Product: elongator complex protein 5
Biological process (GO): tRNA wobble uridine modification
Cellular component (GO): elongator holoenzyme complex; nucleus; cytosol
Molecular function (GO): tRNA binding
Source: RefSeq, a predicted model, not a curated record
UGGCUCAGAUGGUGAAAAGCAACAUAGCUCGUUACUGUGUGCAGAAUACCGCAGCAAAGUCUGGUGAUGUAGUGAAAGUAGCUGUCAUAUUCAAUUCAUUGAGUAGGCUGUUACUGUGGAAAUCUUCAACAGUGGUGUGUACAUUACUAAAUCAACUGUACUCUAACCCUUCAGACUCACAGCAAGGUUAUCAAGUCGCUCAAGUUGUUGCUUUAGUCCAUUCCGAUCUCCACGAUGACCAUACUUUAAAUACUAUCAAUUUCUUGGCUUCAUCGCUUCUUUGGAUUACGCAGGACAAGGAAGAGAAAGAUCCUGAUCGGUCAGUGAGCUGGUGUAAAGUUCUUCACAAGAGGAAAACUGGAAAAGUGAUAAAGAAGUUUGAAAGCUUUUCCAUGAAUGAUAAAUAUGUACUGACAGAACACGAGGAAAAGGAUUGGAAUGGUUCUUCCUCAAAAGCUGUCAUGGAACCAGUCAAUGAGGUUGAUCCAACUCAAAAUCUCACUUUCAAUCUGACGCUGACAGAUGACGAGCGCCAAGCUCGCUCUAAACUGAAACUUCCUUACAUGUACCACGAAGAGAAGAGAAGUGAGGUCACAGUAAACCCUGUAGGUGAAGGAAAAGUGUUCUACCAACCUGACGAAGCAGAUGACUUUGAUGAAGAUGAUCCUGACGAAGAUUUAAAUAUCUGACUUAUUUGUAUAAAAAAAAAAAGAAAAGAACAGAAAAACCUAUGUGUACAGUCUUAAUGAAAAAUUUACUUGCUACAGCGUAGCCUGCAGUUUAUAUCUCAGGGGGCAUGUAUUUGCCAGCAUAAAAAUUUUUUAAUUAAGUCUUCAUCUAGUCUACAUGUAUCUGAAUCAAAGUAAAAUUUUUCUCUCUCUUCAAACAUCAAUGUUAGUGCAUAUCUGUUUCCACUUUGUCUAUUUUGGUGCAAUUUUUAAUGAAUCUUUCUACAUUAUCUAUUAAUUACAUCAGUUCUAGAGCCACCUGUAAUAAGUUCAUGUUUUUAACCCCCUGAACUCCUACUAAUGAUCAAGACAAAAUUUCUCCUUACGAUGACAAUGUAAUAUCGAGCCUACAAGUGAUGGGAAUAUAGAAAAAUAUAAUUUAGGGGAUUAUUAGUUGACCCAAUACCAAAUUCUCACAACCAACCUCACAAGAAUUUUACAGCAGACAGUAAGGAGAAUAACUAACCAGAUCCUGGGAGUAAAAGGUUAAAAAAAAUAAUAAUAACUUGGCAAAAUGCUUGACAAAACCCACACAACAUGUACUGUCCUAUUACAAAGCUGUGACAAAUUAUAAAGGCUGAUAGUUUGAAUAUAUCAACAAAGUUGAAAUGGUAAAUUGGCCACCGUUACGAUGAUCAAA